CUCCUGUCGAACCAGAAUCGUUCGAGCCUCCGAGCCGAUCACAAGUGUGCGAAUUUGCCUCGCCAAUCAUAUUUGAUUUCUUUUCUUUUAUUUUUUUUUUCUGGUGUGUUGUGCGGUUUAAAUUUUGUGCGCGUCGCGAAUGGAUCGUCGAUGUUAGGUGGUUGUGGUGGUGAAUUUUAUUAAUUUUCGGUGCCAACUGGAACCGAUUUUAGGGCCCUCGGACGUGGAAGAAGGCCAAAAUUGACGCUUAGUUGGAGCUAUUUUUAGUGAAGCAUUAAAGUGGACUGUGGACAGGUUUGAAUGUGCGAACGUGCAGAAAUUGCCAUUUCUUUUAAAACGUGCAAAUUUACGUGAUAAUCACUGGUGUGGCGAGAGUAUCCAAAGUAUUCAAAUUAGCAAAUAAGCAAAAUCAAAAUGACAAGUACAAAACCGUCCGAGAAGGUGCCACGUGCUCCCCUGGCCGAGGACGAAGAGGACAUCUAUCGACAGUUGACGCCCAAAAACAACCUGCAGCUGAUCACCCCCACACUGCUGACCGGAUCCGGCAAGGACAAGGAUGUGGAGGAUGGUCACGUCGUCGGUGGGUUGUUGGGAUCGGUCGCCGAACUGGCACGUGCCGCCAACAAGCGAAGCAAUCGGAUGCAGCUGACGAUGAGCAUUCUGGCGAAUUUGACCGUGCUGUCAUCCGGUAUGGGAUUGGGAUAUUCGGCGAUCACGCUGCAUUCACUCACGAGGGAGGAUGAUCCGUUAAGGUUGAACAUGGAACAGGCCUCGUGGUUCGCUUCCAUCAACUCAAUUGCCUGCCCGAUUGGGGGACUGAUCUCGGGCUACCUGUUGGAUCGCAUCGGUCGAAAGUGGACGCUGGUGCUGAUCAACGUGCUGUCGAUCGUGUCCUGGUCACUGAUUGCCGUGUGUAGCAGCACCAACUUCGAGCUCAUGUACACGCAAAUUCUGAUUGCGCGCGUAAUUAUAGGACUCGUCAUCGGCCUCGUCUGCGCCCCAGCAUCAAUCUACUCCGCCGAAAUCGCCACGCCUCGGAUGCGCGGCCGACUCACGGUACUCACCUCACUCGCGAUCGCCGUCGGCAUCCUGAUGAUCUACACCUUUGGCUACUUCAUCCCGGAGAACUUCCGCCUGGUGGCGACCAUCGCCGCCGGCUGCUGUGUGGGUUCGCUCGUAAUGCUGAUUCCACUGCCGGAGUCUCCGGCUUGGUUGAUGACGAAGGAGCGGGAAGCGGAGGCGGAGCGGUCGCUGAAGAAGAUUCGUGGGUUUGGAAAGUGCGCCAAGACGAUACCGGAGAUUGAACAUGAACUGGCACGGCUGAGAGAUAAUGUAGAGGCGCAGAAGAUGGCCGGGAAGGAGCGAUUCGUUGACGUGAUCAGACAACCGCAGGUUUACAAGCCGCUGGGGGUGAUUGUUGGAUUUUUCGGGUUCCAGCAGUUUUCCGGAAUUUUCGUGGUGGUCGUUUAUGCGGCGAAGGUUUCCACUGAGGCUAGCGUGUCGAUUGAUCCGUUUUUGUGUACGGUAUUGAUUGGAGUGACGCGGGUUGUUGCCACGACCUUGGUGGCUUACGUGCUGGACACGCUGGGCAGGAAACCACCGUCGAUCUUCUCCGGGUUGGGAAUGGCAAGUUGCAUGUUCGGGAUUGCCGCCUGUAUCUAUUCGCCUCCGUCGGCAAGUCUCAGCUGGCUGCCAACGUUCCUGAUCAUUACGUACAUCUUCACCAGCACGUUGGGCUUCCUUACGAUGCCAUUUUCCAUGCUGGCGGAACUGUUCCCGCAGAAGGUCCGCGGACCAGCCUCCGGAAUAACCGUGUUCUUCACGUACCUAAUGUCGUUCGUAAUCAUCAAACUAUACCCCACGAUGGUGGAAAGCAUGGGCAGUGCCAACGUGUUCAUCUUCUACGGAGCAAUCUCCCUCCUCGGAGUCCUGUACGUGUGCUACGUCGUCCCCGAAACGAAGGGCAAAUCGCUUCAAGAAAUUGAAGACUACUUCCGUGGCCGAUCGUCCUCCACCCGCCGAUCAAGCCAAUCAGCGUCCUCCGACGAAUUGUCAACGUCGGCGCAAUAUCGUGCCAACAGUCUACCAAAAAUGGCUAACCCUACCGACGGCCAGGAAUCCCCGACGCCACAGUCCAAGGUGCAGGACGAGAAGCUGAAACCGCACCGCUCCGACUCGGCCGAGAGCCUUAACCCUCACGCACCGGACGACAAUGCGAACGUGCUGACGCGGAAGGCGGCCCUGAUGCAAAUCACAAUGGCCAUCGUGGCCAACAUCACGAUCAUCUCGUCCGGCAUGGGGCUGGGCUUCCCGUCCAUUGCCAUGCUGGAGCUCACCAACUCGACGUCCUCGGUGACGCUGUCCGAGAACGAGGCCUCCUGGUUCGCUUCGGUCACGUCCAUCAUGUGCCCCUUCGGAGGAUUACUGGCGGGCUUCAUGCUGGACCGAGUGGGUCGUAAAAAGACGCUCUACUUUAUCAACUUCAUAUCGGUCAUCUCGUGGGCCAUGAUGGCAUUCGCAAGCCGAACCGAUUCGGUCUUUCUGUUUGUUCAACUGAUGGUCGCGCGAGUUAUUAUCGGUCUGGCCAUCGGGCUGUCGAGCUCACCUGCCGCCGUGUAUGCCGCGGAGAUUGCCCACCCGAACCUGCGUGGACGGCUCACGCUGCUGACGGCCCUCUGCACCGGUAUUGGGAUGCUAAUCAUCUACAGUUUGGGAUAUAUCUUCAAGAAUGACUGGCGCUUCGUUUGCAUCCUGUGCGGUAUAUUCACCUUUGCAUCGCUGCUAUCGGUGAUCCCCAUCCCAGAAUCGCCCAGCUGGUUGGUUGCCAAGAACAAGCUGCCCAAGGCGGAGAAAUCCCUGAAGAAGGUUCGCGCCAUCAAGGAGGACAACCACCCGAAGAUCACCGAAGAACUGGACAACUUGGCCGACAACAUUGCCCGGUUCCGCGCCUCUCAGACCAGCAAGUCCAAGAUGGUUAUGCUCCAGAAGCCCGAGUGCUACAAACCACUGGCCAUCAUGUGCACGUUCUUCUUCUUCCAACAAUUCACCGGUAUCUUCGUGAUCAUCGUGUACGCCGCCCGGUUCUCGAUCGAAGCCGGUGUCAACAUUGAUCCGUUCCUGAGUGCGGUCUUUGUCGGUUUGACCCGUGUCGUGACGACCAUCCUGAUGAGCUUCAUUUCGGACCGCUUCGGCAGACGUCCUCCGGCGCUAUUCUCCGGCUUUGGAAUGGCCAUCUGUAUGUUUGGAUUGGCCGCGUGCAUUGUGUACCCAUCUCCGGAGGGAAUUCUCCACUGGAUGCCAACGAUUCUGCUGGUGGCGUUCAUUUUCUGUGCCACGCUCGGCUUCCUGACGCUUCCGUUUGCCAUGAUCGCCGAAAUGUAUCCUCCCAAAGUGCGUGGCUUCCUGGCCGGGCUGACCAUCUUCGCCGGCUACACCAUGUCCUUCGUCAUCAUCAAGGUGUACCCGUCGAUGGUCAGUGCCAUGGGCAACGAAAAUGUGUUCCUGUUCUUCGGAGCCAUUUCCGUCGUGGGAAUCGGGUUCGUGUACUUCUUCCUGCCGGAAACGAAGGGACGCACCCUGGAGGAAAUCGAAGCAUACUUCCGGGGCACCAAGGACACCGGCGAAGUCGCCCUCAAGGCGAGCGAUGCCAAGGUUUGAGGAGUACAUUAUCAUACACAUAAAAAUACACACACACAGAACUGUGAUACGGAACAAGAAUACACUUACAAUGUAAGCGAUUUGUUACGACAGAAGAAAAAGAAAGGAUACAAAUAAUUUUAAGUGUUAUUUCGCUGAAUGAGCUUCAGCGCGUAUUUUGUAUUACUCUUUUUUUUGCAUUGGCGGUGCAAACGUCGCAGGAGUUUGGAUGAAUCGUUCCAAACGGGAAUACACACACAUCUUUAUAGGUACUAACUAGUAAGAGAGGUUGACGAAAGAGUUGGCCAAAUGUAGAUUUCAAAGUAGGAAGAAAGCAACACUGCCGAAACGUAACGCAAAUGGCACGAUUACUUAGCAAUCUAAUUUUGCACGUGGAAACAAAUGCCUAUAUCAAAUAGCUAGACAUUGUACUUUUGAAAUAAAGAUAUACAUUCAAAA
Molecule: messenger RNA, 4095 nt
Organism: Culex quinquefasciatus (southern house mosquito)
Lineage: Eukaryota; Metazoa; Arthropoda; Insecta; Diptera; Culicidae
Exons: 9
Coding region: 415-3657 (1080 amino acids)
Biological process (GO): transmembrane transport; carbohydrate transport
Cellular component (GO): membrane
Molecular function (GO): sugar transmembrane transporter activity
Source: RefSeq, a predicted model, not a curated record